Cutaneotrichosporon oleaginosum is the source of this 2347-nucleotide messenger RNA. RefSeq lists its product as uncharacterized. Gene Ontology annotation, biological process: tRNA wobble uridine modification. Lineage: Eukaryota; Fungi; Basidiomycota; Tremellomycetes; Trichosporonales; Trichosporonaceae. The record is from RefSeq and is a predicted model, not a curated record. Gene Ontology annotation, cellular component: elongator holoenzyme complex. Gene Ontology annotation, molecular function: protein binding.
UGACAAUCACCAGACCUCCGCACGCCAUGCUCGACUCAGCCUACAUCUCAAUCGGGGCGAACCGCGCAUUCUCGUGCGCCGCCGCGUUCGACGAUGGUGUCUUCGCCUACGGCGCGGGAAGCACCGUCGCGCUCUGGGACAUGAAUGCAAAUGGACGAGGCGUAUACGCAACACUGACCGGGCAUAAUGCCCACGUUACGACGCUCAAGUGCAGUGGCGACGGCUUCGUAUCGGGUGACCAGGCUGGCCAGGUCCGCGUCUGGGCUAGGGACGGAAGAACGUUUACUUGCACUCAGACGUUUACGGCUCAUAAAAACUCGUCGAUUUCCGCCCUCGCCGUUUGGGGUGACGAGGCGCUCACCGGCGGCUCUGACGGCAUUGUUCGCCGCUGGCGCAUCGGAAAGAAGGUCGAGUUGAUCGAGACGCUCGACUUGCGGGGGAAGCUUCCCCUUGAUCUUAUUAUUGGUACACUCCCGAACUCGAAUGCCCGUGUGCUCAUCAUGGGCCUCACGGACCGCAAGGUGCAGGUGUGGACGCUCGUCGAAGGCUCCUAUCGCUACGCGCUCUCACUCGAGGGGCACGAGGACUGGGUUCGCUGCCUGGCUCUCACGGCCUACCCCGGAGCAAACGGAUCCGACCUUCUCCUUGCCACCGGUGCGCAGGACAACUACAUCCGUUUAUGGCGCAUAUCGCCAUACACCGGCGGCGGCGACAUGUUUGAUCUGUCGCAGCUUGACGGGAACGCACAAAUCUCGACCAAGGCGCAUGUACUCUCUGCCGAGGGUGACCGCUUCAACAUUACCCUUGAGGCACUGCUCGUUGGACACGAGUCGGGGCUGACGAACGUCAAUUGGUCCCACGCCGAGUCUCCACGUCUGUUGUCGUCGGCCAGUGACAACUCGCUCGUUAUUUGGUCACCAACGGACGGCGAGCACGACCGUGACGGCAUUUGGGUGCCGGAACACCGAUUUGGCGCGUUCGGGGGCCGCGGUCUAUCGUUCUUCGGCGCCGUGUGGGCUCCGCGUGAUGAGGCUGUCAUUGCCACCGGCUGGACAGGCGGUGUUGAACGCUGGGUCCAAAAAGGGGACGGGUGGGAGACAAGCCCCGGCGUAUCUGGUCAUUAUGGAACCGUGCAGAGCGUUGCGUGGGAGCCAGCAGGCGACUACCUGCUGUCCACUGGAUCUGACCAGACCUCACGGAUACACGCGCCAUGUCGCCCUUCAGGUUCCAAGGACGAGGUAUGGGCGGAGAUUGCACGACCACAGAUCCACGGGUACGACAUGGUGGAUGCAGCGUUCCUUUCCUCGUUCCGUUUCGCGAGUGCAGGCGAGGAGAAGGUCACACGUGUCUUUGAGGCAACAACGGGCUUUGCGGAGAGUUUGAGCACGCUUGGUGUCUGCAGCAAGUCGGCAUCAGAGAUUUCUCACUUGCCACGGGGAGCUACAGUCCCACCUCUGGGCCUCUCCAACCGCGCUCUGGGCAAGGCUGAGGCAGCGAGCGACAUCCCCAAGUCAAAACUGGUGCCGAAGGAUGCGGUCGACCGCGAGUCUGUAUCGACGGCACUGACGAGCCUGCCUACUGAGGAGGAGCUGAGCACAUCCACGCUCUGGCCCGAAAUCGAAAAGGUCUAUGGCCACGGCUAUGAACUCGCAACGCUAGCGACGAGCCACGCCGGUGACCUAGUCGCGACGGCCUGUCGAGCUACUUCGGCCGAGCACGCGGUGGUGCGCAUCGUCGACGCCUCGACGUGGGCUGAUCGCGCCACAUUGCCAGGUCACACCUUGACCGUGACUCGCAUCGCAUUCUCACCAGACGACAGCAUGGUGCUCACAGUCUCCCGCGACCGAGGGUGGCGGCUGUUCGCACGUGACGGUGAGGCUUGGACGCCAGCGGCGAGCGAGGAGCGGGCACAUGCGCGCAUGGUUUUGGACUGUGCUUGGGCCGGAAGCGCUUUUGUAACUGCCUCGCGUGAUAAGACCGUCAAGGUGUGGCGCCGAGAGGGCGAGUGGUGGACGUGUACCACAACGCACAAACUUGCCGAGGCGGCCACCGCCGUUGCUGUCACUCCGCGCACUCAAGACUACCUUCUUGCUGUGGGCACCGAGGCGGGCAACAUCAAACUGUUGGUCCUUGGCGCGGCGGACGAAGUCUCACCCCUCACUGCAGUACCAAAUGGGUCAGGACAUGCCGGCGCCGUAUCACGCCUCGCAUGGCGGCCAGACGGCAAGGCCCUCGCAAGCGCUGGCGAGGACCGCGCCGUGCGGAUCUUCACUCUCCCGUGAUGUCGCACAAAGAUACUCGUAGACAGAUGCUCGUAGAUGCACACACAGGAUUACAUGGCUCUAAU